GACAAUUAGGUUCUACCAUUCUUGUUAGUACUAAUAUCUUUUUAGAAUUAAUUUUAAACCAACCGUGUGUCACUUGUUAUGAUAUAAAUCCUUCAAAUCGUAAAACUAAGAUUAGAACUGAUGGAUUGGGAAUUUGUGUUACUAGUAUUUGUAUGGUGUGUUCUGAUGAAUCUGAAUAUUCUAAUGAAAGGCCAGGAGACAAUUUUUCUAAAUGUUUGGCAGGUGCUGGUUUGGUUGGAGGUAUUAAUAAAGAAGAAUUACAAUCCAUGUUAGCAUUACUAGAAAUCACAAGACAAAGUGGGCAUCAACAAUAUUUUGAUAAGCAAGGAGAAUUUUUUCAAAGUUUAUAUCAAGCAGCAAAUACUAGUGCUGAAAAUGCUUUGAGUCAUGUACGUGAAGCUUCACAAGCUAGUGGAGAAUUUAUUUUUAAUGAAGAAUUGAAAAGUUAUGGACAUCACCCAGUUCUAGUUUAUCAUGUAGUUGAAAAGAAACGUGAAUAUAAAACUAAAGACGGAAAGAUUAUUACUAUUCAAGAAGGUAAUUAUGAUAGUAGUUCACAACAAAUGGAACAUGCUAUAUUAAUUGCCAUAAUUGAGAAGGUCUUGACAGUGUUAGAAAAUUAUAACAUUAAAUUAAAUGUCAGAGUUAAUGGAGAUCUUUCUACAAAUAGAACUUUGGCUUUAUUAAAUGUAGUUAAUCAAAUAUUUGCAGACUUGAAAUACAAAGCUAAAAUUGUGUGA
Messenger RNA from Funneliformis caledonium, 740 nucleotides. The record is from the annotation of a GenBank genome assembly. Lineage: Eukaryota; Fungi; Glomeromycota; Glomeromycetes; Glomerales; Glomeraceae.